GUCGUAUCACAUUAUAAGUUCUCUCACUUUCUCAUCUCUCUCUCUCUUACAAUUUGUGGUUAAACAAUACAAUUCUUUCCUUUCAUAGUCGUGAUAUCACUCUUAAUUUCUUUCAAUUUCUUAGUCAAACACAUCUUUGCAGAAGCAACCCCAUGGAAAUUAAGAAAGUGGUGGUGAAGUUGAACAUCCAUGAUGACAAGGACAAGCAAAAGGCCAUGAAAGCAGUCUCUUCCCUAACAGGGAUUAAUUUAGUGGAAGUGGACAUGAAGGAAAGUAAAAUGACAGUAAUAGGAGAAGUAGAUCCAGUUGACGUGGUCAGCAAGUUAAAGAAGCAAUGGAAUGCACAGAUUGUUACAGUGGGGCCACCACCAAAGAAGGAAGAGAAAAAAGAUGAAAAAAAAGAAGAAAAAAAGGAUGAAAAAAAGGAUGAAAAAAAAGAUGAGAAAAAAGAUGAGAAAAAAGAAAAGGAAGAACAAGAGAAACAAAUUGCUGAGCUUCAUAGGCUAUACAGGGCAUAUCAUCCCCCAAUGUACUAUUCUUACCAAACCAUAGAUGAAUCCCCUAAUAAUAAUUGUGUUAUUUGUUAAUCAACAAGAUUCGAACACGAAACCUCCAUAAGUUGUAUACGAGGAGGACACGAGAAGAUUGAUCAGAUCGAAUGUUGUUUUGGUUGUCACAUGAUGUAUUUAUGUACAAUAUUAUAGAUAAAUUACUAGGUUGCCAUUUAAGGUAGAGCGUACGUAUAAGAGUAAUAAACUCUUGACAUUGAGUUGCUUCUCCUUUUGAAAUGUAACCGCAUUACAUGAAGAAACAUAUUUUCUAAAACAA
This is a messenger RNA of Spinacia oleracea (spinach), 828 nucleotides long. Its product is annotated as heavy metal-associated isoprenylated plant protein 39. Bases 153 to 587 code for a protein of 144 amino acids. The record is from RefSeq and is a predicted model, not a curated record. Gene Ontology annotation, molecular function: metal ion binding. The transcript is spliced from 3 exons. Lineage: Eukaryota; Viridiplantae; Streptophyta; Magnoliopsida; Caryophyllales; Amaranthaceae.